AUGACAUUCGACGAUGAAAAGUCUUGGCAUUGCCGUGAGGAAAAGGGCGACUUGAACGGACAGGCGACUGAUUUGAUUAACUCGAAAGCUUGUUCGAUGAAGCGACCAGGAGCAGGGCUCAUUGAAACCGAGGGACCCUACACGUGUUCGCAGAGGGUGUCACGUACCGGCAAGUCACUCUCGAGAUGUGUCAUGAGGACCAACGUGAAUACCUACCAUGACCCUACCUGCCACCCUGCAUACGUCAGUCAGGAUACGGCUACCUCUGUUGUUACACGUGGAAGCACGGGUGAGCAACGGCCGGACACACCAUCUCAGUCAACACCACACCGCAGAAUCGAGACCCUGUGGGGGUCGAUCCCGGGAAUCUUGCCGCCCGGUCCGCACGCAGCCACCGACGAAAUCGUGGACAGCGAGAGACUUGCGAUUCUUCCUGCUGCCAAUUUUGGGCAGGAUUUCCGGAUGACGUGA
This is a messenger RNA of Colletotrichum higginsianum IMI 349063, 471 nucleotides long. RefSeq lists its product as uncharacterized. Lineage: Eukaryota; Fungi; Ascomycota; Sordariomycetes; Glomerellales; Glomerellaceae. The coding region runs from base 1 to 471 and encodes 156 amino acids. The record is from RefSeq and is a predicted model, not a curated record. The transcript is spliced from 2 exons.